Molecule: messenger RNA, 151 nt
Organism: Racocetra persica
Lineage: Eukaryota; Fungi; Glomeromycota; Glomeromycetes; Diversisporales; Gigasporaceae
Source: the annotation of a GenBank genome assembly
AUGGAAUUGGAGUUAAAAAAGGUAAAUAUAAAAUACUUUAAUAGAAUUGGAGUUGAAAAAAGCAAACAUAAGAAUUUUAAUAGAAUUGGAGUUGAAAAAGAUGAACAUAAAAAUUCUAAUGGAAUUGGAGUUGAAAAAGGCAAACAUAAAA